This is a messenger RNA of Carassius auratus (goldfish), 4919 nucleotides long. RefSeq names its product adhesion G-protein coupled receptor G7-like. Gene Ontology annotation, molecular function: G protein-coupled receptor activity. NCBI's taxonomy places the organism in Eukaryota, Metazoa, Chordata, Actinopteri, Cypriniformes, Cyprinidae. Gene Ontology annotation, cellular component: membrane. Bases 24 to 3293 code for a protein of 1089 amino acids. The transcript has 17 exons. Gene Ontology annotation, biological process: G protein-coupled receptor signaling pathway; cell surface receptor signaling pathway. The record is from RefSeq and is a predicted model, not a curated record.
GGAGUUAGUUAGUAGUUCGUUUUAUGAAUGUCAUAUCUAAUACGUGUGAAAUGGAUUAUUCUCUGCUGCUCUUAAUCUGUACCUCAGCUGUUUUUGAGAAGACUUGGUGUCAAUAUACUCCAGAGAGCACCACCUUUAACACAUUCCAAUAUACUUCAGAGAGCACCACGUCUAACGGAUUCCAAUAUACUUCAGAGAGCACCACCCCUAACACAUUCCCAUAUACUUCAGAGAGCACCACCCCUAACGCAAUCCAAUAUACUUCAGGGAGCACCAACCCUAACACAUUCCAAUAUACUUCAGAGAGCACCACCCCUAACGCAUUCCCAUAUACUUCAGGGAGCACCACCUCUAACGGAUUCCAAUAUACUUCAGAGAGCACCACCCCUAACGCAUUCCCAUAUACUUCAGAGAGCACCACCCCUAACGCAAUCCAAUAUACUUCAGAGAGCACCAACCCUAACACAUUCCAAUAUACUUCAGAGAGCACCACCCCUAACACAUUACAAUAUACUUCAGAGAGCACCACCUCUAACACAUUACAAUAUACUUCAGAGAGCACCACCUCUAACACAUUCCAAUAUUCUUCAGAGAGCACCACCCCCAACACAUUCCAAUAUACUUCAGAGAGCACCACCCCCAACACAUUCCAAUAUAUUUCAGAGAGCACCACCCCUAACACAUUACAAUAUACUUCAGAGAGCACCACCCCUAACACAUUACAAUAUACUUCAGAGAGCACCACCCCCAACACAUUCCAAUAUACUUCAGAGAGCACCACCCCCAACACAUUCCAAUAUACUUCAGAGAGCACCACCCCCAACACAUUCCAAUAUACUUCAGAGAGCACCACCCCCAACACAUUCCAAUAUACUUCAGAGAGCACCACCCCCAACACAUUCCAAUAUACUUCAGAGAGCACCACCCCCAACACAUUACAAUAUACUUCAGAGAGCUCCACCCCCAACACAUUACAAUAUACUUCAGAGAGCACCACCCCUAACACAUUACAAUAUACUUCAGAGAGCACCACCCCUAACACAUCACAAUAUCCUUCAGAGAGCACCACCUUUAACACAUCACAAUUUACUUCAGAGAGCACCACCAACACAUCCAACAGCAGCAUCAGUACAACAAUCAGACCCCUGUCCACGACAAUGACCGUGCCGAGUCUGUUGUGUGAAAACAAGGGUAUCUUACAAGACGGGAUCUGCAUCUGCCCAGAUGAUUGGACUGGAACUACCUGCAACAUUCCAAAUUUCUGCCCUGAACAAAAGCCCACACCAACUAGCAAAUUCCAUUUUCUAAAAACUGUCCUAGGCCAGUUUGCUUCCUCCGUAGAGAGAUGUCCACCAGAAACAACAAAUGCUGGCAUUCCCCAGGCAUCAUCUCUCUGUAAUAUAUCUACUCACUCAUUUAAUCCUCCAAACAUUCUCAGUUGUAGUUUGACCCUGGAUGCCAUUAAUGAAGGGAUUCCUGGAGCUACUCCCGAAGAAAAAAAGAACUUAGCCUCCAGCACCCAGAUCCUCACAUCCAUACCAGAACGGCUAACACCCCUCAACAUCACAAAUGCAGCUCAAAUUACCAACACCCUGCUUUCUGAUCAACAAACUACAGAAACUACGGAUAUUGCCAUAUCAGCAGUCGCUACAAUCAGUCAGCUCCUGGGUGCAAGUCGUGAGAUGUACUCUUCUGUUGAUCAUACUGCAAUUUCUGAACUAACACAGACUCUACAGAAACUCUCCCUGCGUGAGGAACAAAAUCCAUUGUUGGUGCAACCGAAAAUGGCUGUGCAGUCACUGAAGGGACAGAAGCCAAUCCGACAAGUGCAGUUAACCUCUUUUAAAGGGCUGAAUGAUAACUUUUUACCUGACAGAAUUAAACUGCAAAUAACAGACGCUGAGUUUUCCAAACAAAUAGUUGACCUUCAAAUGAAUGUCACAUUCAGUGAAGAUUUUGAUAAAGAUAUUGGGUUUGUCCUCUAUGAUAAUGAUCAGUUCUUCCAGUCAAAAAGCUUUCAACCUUCUUUGGAUACCAAGAGAAGAGAGAUAUCUGUUAAUCUUCUAGAAAAUUCUGGAAUUGAUCAGGUUCAGUUUGCAGUCACACCAUCGGCCGAUUCGACAAUGUCCCUCAGUGACUUUGCCUGCGUGUCUUGGAGUUACAGUAAAAAGGACUGGAUCACUGACGGUUGCACUAAAACUGAGAGUCCCUUGGGACAUGCAGUUUGCAGCUGUAAAAAACUAAAAAAUGCAAACUUUGCUAUUCUGAUGGCAUUUGAUAUCAACUAUCAAUAUUCUGAAGCCUUGAAUUGGAUCAGCAUCACCGGCUGUGCUCUGUCUGUUCUGGGACUGUCUGUAACAGCAUUGUACCAAAUCAAAACCAGGAAGUCAAGAAGAGGCAGCCCUACUCUGCUAGUGGUGAACAUCUGCUUGAGUAUGAUGGCUUUCUACCUUCUCUUCAUCUUCGGCAUUAACAACCCUGUCCAACAUGUGAAUGAACCAAAGAUAUCUGGCGAGAAUAUAGUUCCUAAGUCUGAUCACCACAAGUACACAGAUCAGGGACCCUGUACAACGUUUACAGCUCUGCUUCAGUACUUCCUGCUGGCUACGUUCACUUGGAACACACUGUACGGCAUUAAUGUGUUCCUGCUCUUCAGAAACUCAGUGUCUGGAACACCUCCAUGGUUUCCAUGGGUCGCCAUGGCUGUUGGAUGGGGUUUGCCUGCUGUUAUUGUUGGUAUUUCAUUGGGUUCCACUUACAGUGUGGAGGAGCCUUUAGGUUAUCGACAAGAGGAGUUUUGCUGGUUGGCUUCGCUGGACCACAAAAAAAAGUUCAGUAUAAAGAAACCCAUGUUUUGGGGAUUUGUGCUCCCUUUAUUGCUCAUGCUGAUCUCAAGCACAGCAAUACAGCUGCACUUCUCUUACAACAUCUGCAGAACCAACCCUAACUUAAACAAAUCACUUAAAACUCCUCUGAAGAAGAAGAUGUUGAGUAGUUUCUCUCUGGCAGUGAUGCUCGGUUUGUCUUGGGUCACAGGCUACAUUUUGAUGAUCGCCCAAGAAAAAAAUCUAAAAUUUAUUCUCAGUGUGGUUUUCUGUCUCUUAAACACAACACAGGGUGUCCAGAUAUUUAUUUUAUUCACUCUGAGACCUUUUUUAAACUCAAAUCCAGGUGUUCUUAACUCUCUGCAUGCACCAGAAAUAGGCUUACACAAGAAAACUUUUUUUUUAUGGAAAAAUAAGACACCAGAAAGCAACGAAAGCUACAAAUCCACAGAUCUUGACUCUAUCUGAAAAGGCCUUCAAAGAUCAUUGGUGAGACUAUGGUCUUCUCCUCAACGGUGAUACAUCAUGCAGUGAAGGCUCAUUAAAUGAAUGAAGACUAAAUUAAUAUUUAGAUAGUUAGAUAUUUUAAGAAAUUGUCAUUAGGAGCCUCUUGGGCUUUGUUCACACUGCACAUCAAUCUGAUUUGGUUUUAAUCUUCAAUGUUUAGUAUUGAUUUUAGACAUUAGACAUAGUAUUGAUUAAUUUCUCGGGUUAUUCAAUAUGAGCUGCUUAUUCCAAAAGUAUUAUUGCUCUUUAUUGCCUAAUGAAUGUCACAGAGGUCGAUGAAUAAAUGCUGAAAAUUUACUUAGUCUCAGGCUACUUUUUUUUUUUUUUUUUUUUUUUUUUUAUGGGAACAGGUUUAGAUAAAUUUAUCUUCACAUCAAUCGCUCACCAAAGUAUCCUCUGCCGUGAAUGGGUGCCAUAAGAAUGAAACAUUCCAAACAGUUGAUAUAAACAAAACAAUAAUCCACAAUAAAUCAACAAGCUAUACACUCGACUCCAAAUGGUGUAUUACUCUGUAAAUUAUAUCUGAGCAUUUUAUUGAUAGUGAUCCUUGAAAUGUGCAUAAUCGAUCAACAGUAUGUAGAAAACAAUAUUGGCCUUAGAACAUAACAUUGAGGAGCUCAAUUUGCGAUGUGUGCAAUAAUCAUAAUACCGGCUACAGAACACACAUCUACAAGAAGCAUAUAUACAUAUAAAUAUUAAUUAAAUGCAAUAAUCCAGUGAGAUUUUUGUUUGCACAAGUAGUCUGACAGAAGCCAGUGCUCCACACAUAGAUCUGAUCUCAUCAUCAUCCUGACUCUCUGGAAUGCCACAAAGAAACAGGACAAAAUGAGAAGAACUGUAGCAAUACCUCCAACAUGCUUCAAUAAACCUGCAAAGCAACAGUACUGUGCAAAGUUUAAGGCACUUGUGUAAAAAUGCUGUAAAUUGAGGAUGCCAAAUAUAACGCCAUAAAUAGAUUUUAUUAAUGAACUUCUCAUAACUUAAAUUUUUAUUGAGUGUGUUGAUUUAAUUUAGUUAUGUAAACAUGUAAGUUGCAUAUAUGGCAGUUUGUGCAUUAACUUCUAAAUUGAAUUAUAAAAUUAUGCUCAAGUUCGUCGUUGGAAAUACAAUCAUUUACAGAGUGGCUAUCAUAACUUGUUCUGAUGAUUGUUCUGAUGAACAGAUUUAUUUAAAUAUACAUUAAAUAUUCAAGACAUCACUUACAGUUUGUCAUAUAUAAUGAAUACUGUACAUAAGAUAAUAUAGUGAAGUGGUUUCGCUAUGAAUAUAUCAGGUGAUUCUCAUGCCUCAAGCUGGAUAUAUCUAUGCCUGUGCAUCAUGCAACUGAACUUGUACAUGCAUCAAGAAUUUGCUAAACUUGUCUUAUUUGAACAACAGUAUGCUUUGAAUGGUGAGCUCAGCCUUGCUUUCUUGUUGAGUGAUGCUUUUAAAGUAACAUUUUUGUAAUGUUCAGUACUAUUGAGAUCUAUCUGUGGUAUGUUGGACUUUUGUGUUUUUCUCAAUGCUGUGGUCAUUUCUGAAAUUGCUUUUGGAUGGAAAAUUUGAUAUGCACAAGCUCUUCAAUCUGCCUUCUCAUCUUUUCUUUCC